UUGCAUUGAUAUCAGGGCGGUCACACUGCAGUCCACACCCAAACAGCAAACCAAACAAACAUUUCCCCAGGAAACCAGCGAAAUUCCAAUAGAAUUUCCCACUCAAAGGAUGCAAAAACCAUCCCACUUCGCACGCGAGGAUUCCCAGGAGCACCUGCCCACCAGCCACACCCAAAACAUCCACACGGUCAACAUGAAGAGGCGCACACUAUCCGGAAGUUGUGGCGUUGGCGUCUUCGUGUUCGCCUUUGCCUUCAUUGUGAUUGCAUUUGCAACGCCCAGUUGGUUGGUCAGUGAUUACCGCAUCACGGGCGCCAAGUUGGAUCGCCUGGGAUUGUGGGUGCACUGCUUCCGGUCGCUGCCGGACGUGAACGACGACAGCCAGCGCAGAUUCUUCGUGGGCUGCCGAUGGGUGUAUGACCCAUUUACCACAGGCUACGAUGAGAUCCGGGGAUUCCUGCUGCCCGCCUUCAUGAUAGCCACUCAGUUCUUCUACACCUUGGCCUUCAUCGGCAUGUUGCUGUCCGCCAUCGGAGUACUGGUCUUCAUCCUGUGUGCUGGUCCGGAUCAGAAGCACUUCAUAACGCUCAUUAGAUCGGUGGGAUAUGUGCUCCUCGGGGCUGGAGUAAGUGCAGCCAUUGCAGUGAUCGUUUUCGCUGGAUUUGGCAACCGGAAUGGCUGGAUGCCGGAGCACGCGAAUAAUUGGUUUGGCUGGUCCUUCAUCCUGGCAUGUGUGGGUACUGUGCUCACCCUGGUGGCGUCUAGUUUGUUCCUCAGUGAAGCCCACGUGCAACACAAGAAAAGAAUUCAGUUCAAGGAAUCGCAGACGCGGUUUGAGCUGGUGCGCGGAUAGUUGCCGUCGUGGCAGCUGGCACACUUGCACCAAGGAAAACACAAGCAAGCCAAGAGGAAAACAUAACAAAAACAUUCCGUCCCCACAAAGAAUUCUCACCCUAAACAUUACAGUCGAACUUCUCUAAGGCGAACCAUUUUAGCUUACAUGUUGUGGAAGUGCACGUUUUUAAUUUUGUUUUAUACUCGGUUUUUCUUACAUGUUGUGGAAGUGCUUACAUGUUUUUCUUACAUUUUGUAAAAGUGCACGGUUUUUCUUACAUUUCCAACAUACUUUAAAAAUUGAAAUUCUGUGGUAUCCAUGUGCAUAGGCAAUUGUUAAAGUAUUCAUGUCGGAAGCAUUAGUUUUAUAAUAGUUUAAUCGUUUAAAUAACGGUGGUGAAUUAAAGAAACUAAACAGCUUUGUUAUUUUGGAUUAUCUAUUUUUUGUCAUAUAUUCAUCGAUUUUCACUAACAAAUUUAUUGUAGUUCAGAGAAGUUCGACUGUACCCGUAGUUUUAAUUUAACAAGUUUAUGCAAUUGACGCCCUCACCGAGUCACAAGCUUUCAGUUUUUGGUACUUAUAUAUCAUCCAUCCAAUCGAACAGAUCAGUUCCAAGAGAAGACUGAAUGUUUUUCCGAAUGAAAACCAGAACCAUGCGCAGCUACUAUCAAGCAAAGAUGCUCAAACAGAUGACUCACGUUCAUGUAGAGUAUUCUACAGUAUUUACAUAUCAAUUUUCGCUCAAUUAACGCCCAGACACAAACAGCAUCCCCCUCCGCAAAUGUACCUUUUUUUUUUUUUUGGAAAAAGUCGCAGGCUAGUCGGAACAUUCAUCGAAAUAUUACACUUGUGCCUUAAUUAGAUAGAACUAUUAUGGUGUAGUUCGUAGCGCCUGAAAACAAAUUAUUGUUAUAAACAUACCUGAACGACUGACCUGCGACUAACUAUAGAGAUCAUUGAAUUGCAUAAACUUCAGCUAAGCUAGUGCCUUAAUUAAGUGACCAAGAGAAAGGUAAGCGAAUUCCGUGCAUUAGAUUUAAGAACAAAACAUUACCCUUUGAACUCGAAUAUUCCGCACAAGUUACCUUCUUUUAAAGGUAUUAAUAAGGUCUGUAUUAAUAAUCCGUCCGUUGCACUUGUAUUUGCAUUUGUAGCAUGUUCUAAACCGAGAAUUUACCAAUGUAUUAAAACAAUACAUACGUCUUUUACCCUAUAUACAAUAAUAUGUGUAACAUUUUUAUGUACAAACGACUUUUAGCUAAAGCGAAGAAUAAUAAAGUUUUUAUUGUAUACAACAG
Drosophila erecta is the source of this 2133-nucleotide messenger RNA. RefSeq lists its product as uncharacterized. The transcript is spliced from 2 exons. The coding region runs from base 110 to 853 and encodes 247 amino acids. Gene Ontology annotation, biological process: regulation of tube size, open tracheal system; septate junction assembly. The record is from RefSeq and is a predicted model, not a curated record. Gene Ontology annotation, cellular component: membrane; septate junction. Lineage: Eukaryota; Metazoa; Arthropoda; Insecta; Diptera; Drosophilidae.